Molecule: messenger RNA, 423 nt
Organism: Rotaria sp. Silwood2
Lineage: Eukaryota; Metazoa; Rotifera; Eurotatoria; Philodinida; Philodinidae
Source: the annotation of a GenBank genome assembly
AUGCCAUUUAUUCGUAGAGCCACCUAUCAAAUUAAUUAUCAUGGACCAGACGAGUCAUGUGUUGUAUAUCGUGGUAUGGAACUUGAUGAAGAUCAACUGGACUUUUUUACGCCAGGAAAGGUAUUUCGAUUUCCAGGCUUUACAUCGACAAGCACAAAUAAAAGUGUAGCUAAAGGAUUCGGUGACACUUUAUUUAAGAUUCAUGUUUUCUCACAAUGCCCUCAAGUAAGGAAUGUAGCGGAAGUUUCAUAUUUUCCAAUGGAAGAAGAAUGGCUAUUCGUUCCUUAUUCUCUUUUUAAAGUUACAAAAUCCGAAGAUCGAGUAAUUACUUUAAAAGCAAUGGAUAAUGUGAACGAUGUUGACGAAUCAACUACAACUGACGAUGAUUCUUCAGAUGCGGAUUCCACCGAUGAUGAUGAAUAA